AUGUGCAAACAUCUGAUGGGUGAUGAUGAGAUCGGUUUCGGUCUCCCGUUUCCCUCGGAGGUAAAAUGCUUCGAAUGGGAUGGUAAUUUCCCCGACCGGGGAACCGUGUGGUUUAACUUGAAGCCUUUGGUGGGAUUCGACUUCACCAUUCUCAUUUUUCGUCCACGCCUCAAGCGUCAAUCGACCGGUCGCGGUGAUAUUGAGGGAUAUAACGGCUCUCGUUUCGCUUCCCAGCCAAAACUCGACAUCCUUCCAUAG
Molecule: messenger RNA, 258 nt
Organism: Penicillium verhagenii
Lineage: Eukaryota; Fungi; Ascomycota; Eurotiomycetes; Eurotiales; Aspergillaceae
Exons: 1
Coding region: 1-258 (85 amino acids)
Source: RefSeq, a predicted model, not a curated record